This is a messenger RNA of Cryptomeria japonica (Japanese cedar), 1697 nucleotides long. RefSeq names its product formyltetrahydrofolate deformylase 2, mitochondrial. The transcript is spliced from 10 exons. Bases 186 to 1373 code for a protein of 395 amino acids. Gene Ontology annotation, molecular function: formyltetrahydrofolate deformylase activity. NCBI's taxonomy places the organism in Eukaryota, Viridiplantae, Streptophyta, Pinopsida, Cupressales, Cupressaceae. The record is from RefSeq and is a predicted model, not a curated record. Gene Ontology annotation, biological process: 'de novo' IMP biosynthetic process.
UCCACGGUAAGAUCCUCUCCCCUAACUUUCUCCUCAUGACCUAUAAUAAAAGAUCUCAUCUCUUAGAACUAUCUCGUACCUCUUCCCAUCUUUCUUCUAAAACAUUCCAUCUGAUUUGGUGAUAGAGGUUGAGUCCAGCAAACGAAGAAAUGAUGUGCGUGCAGCAUACUACCUAGAUUUUCAAGAUGAUAAAGAGAUUGUCGGAGAAUGUGAGCAACCUCCGGUUGCUGACGAGAAGUUGCUCACUUUAUUCUUCAUGGGGAGGAAGUGCAGCUCCGCCCACGUAUGCGUGGAAGGUUGCAGGGGAAGACCCCUCAUCACAAAAGCAAUUGAAUGGCGUCCAUGCUUUCCAGUGUCCGGACAAGUCAGGAAUAAUGGCGAAGUUGACAGAAUGCAUAGCUUCUCAUGGCGGGAAUCUCAUAAAUGGGGACGUCUUUGUCAGCAGUCAGAAACAGGUCUUCUACUCUAGGAGGUAUCAAGAUGGCGACUCCCAAGCUCGAAAGAUCUACAAGUCGGAAGGCUCUCCUCAGGGAAAAUCAAGCCAGGACAAGGGCGACCUCCUCCAGCCUAGCAUCGACAAGGACGGCCUUCUUUGGACUAACGUCAUCAAGGGCGACUUCUCCAAUCCAGUAUUCCAAGGUGAGCAAGUCAGUGAGUUUGUCUAUGAUCCUUUGCAGUGGCCACGGGUAGCUAUGGAUGAGGAUUUUGGGAAGCUGGCAAAGAUGUUCAGUGCCCAGAAGUCAAUUGUGAGAGUGCCAGAGAUAGAUGCCAAAUUCAAGAUUGCUGUCCUGGCUUCACGACAGGAUCAUUGCUUGGUUGAUUUAUUGCAUGAAUGGCAGGAAGGGAAACUUCCCGUUGAAAUCACUUGUGUAAUUAGCAACCACAACAGAGAGCCAAACACUCAUGUUAUUCGGUUUCUUGAACGCCAUGGAAUUCCAUACCAUUAUUUUCCAAUAAGCAAAGAAAAUAAGAGGGAGGAGGAAAUCUUGAAAUUGGUUGGCAACACAGACUUCUUAGUACUGGCUCGAUACAUGCAGAUCCUUUCCCAAAAUUUUUUGGAGAACUAUGGAAAGGAUGUCAUAAAUAUUCAUCAUGGGCUUUUGCCAUCUUUCAAGGGAGGAAACCCUUUCAGACAGGCUUUUGAUGCAGGUGUGAAAUUGAUUGGUGCGACAAGUCAUUUUGUAACAGCAGAACUUGAUUGUGGGCCUAUCAUAGAGCAAAUGGUACAGCGCAUCUCUCACAGGGAUACAUUGUUAUCAUUUGCACAAAAAUCUGAGAACCUUGAAAAACAGUGCCUAGCAAAAGUAAUCAAAUAUUACUGUGAGCUUCGUGUUUUGCGGCUGGGUGAUACCAAAACAGUUGUGUUUGACUGAUAAUAAAAUUUAAGAAUUGAUUUCCUGCAUCAGGUACAUAUAAAAAUCAUAAUGAUGCCCUCAGUAAUUUAGUUUACAAAAGUAUCUACCGAUCCAAAUGGAUUAUUAAUUUAAUAAUUUUUUCUGUAAUACUGUUGCACCCUGCUGAAACAUGCUCAAGUAAUGCAGUUUUGUGCUUAUACAAGCAUGCAUCACCUAAGUAUACGCAGAGGAUAAAUAUUUUUUAGGUCUAUUCAUAUUGAGAAUGUUUUCCUUCCCCUAGGGAUUAUGAAUUGUCUCAACUUCAAUUAUUUUCGUAAUAUCCCGUUUAUGAAUUGUAGGUUA